Messenger RNA from Oncorhynchus gorbuscha (pink salmon), 1346 nucleotides. RefSeq names its product MAGE-like protein 2. NCBI's taxonomy places the organism in Eukaryota, Metazoa, Chordata, Actinopteri, Salmoniformes, Salmonidae. The record is from RefSeq and is a predicted model, not a curated record. The transcript has 5 exons. Bases 184 to 1233 code for a protein of 349 amino acids.
CUAGCCUAUAAAUAACCCCGAGCAAUCAAUGCUAGUUUAAAUCGACUUGUUUCUGGAGAGCGACUACUUGGAUCACUCUCUGAAAACAUUAAGGUCUGUUGUUCCGAAUGUUGGAGACUUUACCGGAAAUUGUACCGGAUAUGUUGGAUGGUGCAGUGCGUCUGUGUUGAAGAUUGACUAAACAUGGAUCCAGCAACUAUGGAUCCAUAUAAUGCUGAUGUGGACGGGUUUUACAAGGGCGACGAUUAUGGAUAUUUCCACUGGAAUGAAAAACAUGGCCAAUGGGAGAGGUGGACCCUAAACAACAACGAGUACAAGUAUGAGUAUGUGCACAAGUAUGAGAACGGGAAGGACUAUUACAACCACCAGCAUCAACGUGGUCAAGGGGCCAACUGGGAAAUGGAGGCUGGUUCUUCUCAGAUUGUCGAUGCUCCUGCCCAUCUCCCCCUCCCUACAUCCUCUGAUCUCCCUCAGCAGAGCCCACAGGAGCAGCCUGGAGUCCGCACAGCAUCCCCUGGGCUUCUUGCAAAUGUUGGGACUCUUAAGGAGAUGAUUGAGAUUGCAUGGCAGAAAUGUCAGGAGUACCAAUCUAAGUUCGUCAUGUGGUGUUGUGUUACCCUGUUGUGCACACAGAGUAGGGCACAGCCCAUCGUUCCUUCUGUGAAGCCCAUCGUGGUCGAGCGUCCCAUCUCUCCAUCAGUGAAACCCAUCAUGGUUGAGCUGCCAAUCUCCCCACCAGUGAAGAUCACCGUAUUGGAGCUGCCGAUCUCUCCACCAGUGGAGCCCAUCGUGGUUGAGCUGCCCGUCUCUCUACCAGUGAAGCCCAUUGUGGUUGAGCUGCCCAUCUCUCCACCAAUGAAGCCCAUCGUGGUCGAGUGUCUCAUCUCUCUGCCAGUGAAACCCAUCAUGGUUGAGCUGCCAAUCUCUCCACCAGUGAAGCUCACCGUAUUGGAGCUGCCGAUCUCUCCACCAGUGGAGCCCAUCAUGGUUGAGCUGCCGAUCUCUCCACCAGUGGAGCCCAUCAUGGUUGAGCUGCCCAUCUCUCCACCAAUGAAGCCCAUUGUGGUCGAGUGUCCCAUCGCUCCACCAGUGGAGCCCAUCGUGGUUGAGCUGCCCAUCUCUCCACCAGUGAAGCCCAUUGUGGUUGAGCUGCUUAUUGCUCCAGUGGAAGCUGAGUCUCUUCAGAGAUUUGAGGUAGGCUACUCACUCCAAACUAUCCCUUUCAAUUUGUAAAUCAUGGUCCUAUUUUAACUGCAAUCAGCAAUUCUCACGUUUAUAUGGAGAGGGAAAGUUGUAUACCUAGUCAGUUGUACAUGUGAAUGCAUUCAACUGAAAUGUGUCUUCCA